Molecule: messenger RNA, 3481 nt
Organism: Ipomoea triloba (trilobed morning glory)
Lineage: Eukaryota; Viridiplantae; Streptophyta; Magnoliopsida; Solanales; Convolvulaceae
Product: late blight resistance protein R1-A-like
Exons: 4
Coding region: 111-3206 (1031 amino acids)
Biological process (GO): defense response to other organism
Molecular function (GO): ADP binding
Source: RefSeq, a predicted model, not a curated record
CGAUUUACUGAUUCAAUUUCGAUUGACUAUGACAAAAUUUCAACUCGUAGGCUAUAUAUAGAAAUUGAGCGUAACAGAAGUGCAUUAUUCCACCAAACAGUUAUCAAGAUAUGGCUUUUCUUGCUGUAACAUCUCUCAUGAGAACGUUAGAGCUUCAGUUCCUACACCCCCAACCACGUGUUAUUCUCACAAACAAAGAGCAGAUCAAGUCUCUUCAUGAAAAACUUGGCCAUUUCCUAGUUUAUCUUGAGGAAUAUGAGAAGAAAUCCACCAAUUGGGAGGAGAUUAAAGAAGUCACAAAAAAAAUAAGAGGAGUGAGUGUGAAGGCAGAAGAUGACAUUGAAGCAGAGCUGUUGAAGGCUCAUCAUUAUCACAAACUUGAGAAAACCUUGCAACGAGUAGUGCAUGAGGUUGAAGAGCUGAUGCAGAUUACAAGAAACACCAACCACCACCUUGGAGCUAAUGCAAUGGUAGGACACUCAGAAGAACUGGAAAAGGUGAAGUUUCAGCUCAGAGAUGACAAGCUUAAACAACGCCAAGUAAUGGCCAUUGUUGGCAUGGGUGGCAUUGGCAAAACAACUUUUGCUAAAAAAAUUUAUAAUGACCCUCAAAUCAAAUCUCAUUUCGAUAUUUGUGCUUGGACAACCUUGUCCCAAGAGCAUAACAAACAACAAGCUGUUACUGACCUCAUUCGUUGCAUCUUGCUAACGAGGAAGAAGAAAAUAGAAGGUGAUAAUCCAGAAGACCUACUGCGUAAAAGUUUAUUGGGCCAGAGGUACCUUAUUGUUGUGGACGACAUAUGGACUACUAAAGCAUGGGAUGAUAUCCAAAUAUGCUUUCCAAAUGAUGGAAAUGGGAGCAGAAUUUUGUUGACCACUCGGAUUAGAGAGAUAGCUCAGUAUGCCGACUCUGGUGAGUAUAACAUGCGUUUGUUAAAUUCAAAAGAAGGUUGGGAUUUAUUUUACCAGAAGUUUUUGGCUAAAGAAUUUCUGAAUAAUGAAUUUGAAAAAAUAGGGAAGAACAUUGUUCAGAAAUGUCAGGGUUUACCACUAACAAUUGUGGUGUUAGCAGGGCUUCUCUCUACUAUCAAGUCAGUAGAUGAAUGGGAAAACGUUGAAAGAUCAAUAAAUUCAUUGCUGACUUUAAAUCCUUCUGAACAAGUUUCAAGAUUAUUCAAUUUGAGUUACAACAGUUUGCCUAGGGAUUUGAAGUAUUGCUUUUUGUAUUUGGGACUUUUUCAUGAAGAUUGUGAGAUUCCAAUUAAAAAUCUUAUUAGGUUAUGGAUUGCCGAGGGAUUUGUAGGGACUAUGAGUCAUAGCAAGAGGCCAGAAGAAAUAGGUAGAGAUUAUUUGCAAGAUCUUAUUGAUAGAAGUUUAAUAAUGGUUCAUAGGAGAAGCUUUGAUGGAAAAAUCAAGACUUGUAAGAUGCAUGAUCUGUUACAUGAGUUGUGCAUAAGCAAGGCUAAAAUUGAGAACCUUUUGUACCUUGAAACUAAGGGUAGUAGCGAUCGUUUUGGUCGCUCUAUUCGAUUGGGUGAUAGCCAUUGGUUAAGCCUUAAAGUAGCAAUUCCAGCUUUUCAUUUGGUCAUUGCUUCCGAGAAAUGCCGUUCCAUUUUAUGUUUUAAUAUGGCUGUAAACUGUGAUCGUGAAUGGUAUUUGCGUGCCAACUCUUUUAAGAAUUUAAGAGUGUUAGACUUGAGCAAGAUUAACUUCAAGGACGGUAUGCCUCCAGAUAUUACAGAUCUUGUUUUCCUAAGAUACCUAGCAUUAGCCUCAAGUGAGCUUCUAAACCAUAUACCUUUGUGGAAGAAUUUGAACCUACAGACACUAAUUAUCAGUGAAGAUGACAACGGUUGCCGCAAGAUGCCUGAUGGAAUCUGGGACUUGCGACAAUUAAGGCAUCUGGAAUUGUACCACCAGGUUUCUAUAGAUCUUCCAAAAGUGGUUCAACAGAAUCUGCAGACACUUUAUUGGUUGUCUGCCUCAGAGUGCACAAUGGAAGUGUUUAUGAGAAUCCCAAAUGUUAAAGAGUUGGGAAUAAUUGCAGGAGACGAAGCCGCCGCCUCGCCUCAGGAGGGCUUAAAUAAUCUGUCUUGUUUAAGUCAUCUUGAGAAGCUAAAAGUUCAGGGCUCUUACCAUCCAGCUUCACACCUACGUCCACAGGCUACUAUCUACCCACAAAACCUUAAGAAAUUGACAUUUGUGAGAACUCUUAUACCAUGGGAGGACAUGAAUUGCAUUAGUGUGCUACCCAAUCUUGAGGUGCUUAAACUCAGAAACUUUGCCUGCGUGGGAUCAGAGUGGGAACUAAAUGAAGAAGGUGGCUUCCCACAGUUAAAAGUUUUGCUCAUUUCUCUUACAAAUUUGAAGGAAUGGAAGGCAAAUGUUGACCCUCCAUUCCCAAAACUCGAACGCUUACUCUUAAGAAAUUGCUUUGAGUUGAAAGAGAUGCCGGAGUGGAUUGAAGAUGCCAUCACACUCCGGUUAAUUAAGUUGGAGUAUUGCUACGCUUCCCUUGUGGGUUCUGCUCAGAGGAUUAAAGAAGAGCAACAUGACAACUACGGAAAUGAUAUGUUAGAUGUAAUUGACUCCAAUACUUUAUUAGACAAGGACCAUGCUAUAGAAGAAGAAGAUUCUAAUGAACAAACCUGCAGUGAAGUUGAAUGUGUUCGCCAUGGUUUAACUACUAGGCUUUGGUUUGAAGCAAGGAGGCUAUGGAUCGAAUGGGGUGAUGAUACUAGGUAUUGGAUUUGGACAAGGGACUAUGAAUUUGGAUGUGAGGUUGCGAAGCUUGAGAAAGUUAGCUGGUUCGAAAUCAGAUUAACCUUUGACGUUCGGUGCUUAUCUAAUAUGACAUGUUAUUCUGCCUACCUUGUUUUCAAGCUUGAAAGUGGGCGCUUUCGAGAUGUCAACACAGCACUGGCAGGUGUGAGAUAUGUGAAGGACAAGGCCAUAUAUGGUUGGAUGCGUGGAGAGAAUCGACACUCUCAGGUCUUUCUUGCAAAGACGAAAUCUUAUGGGGACUGUGGUCAGUUUCCUGAGAGCCGCUCUGAUGGGUGGAUGGAGAUCAAGCUCGGAAACUUUUACGUUAGUAGUGGGAAUGAAGGUGAAGUUGAAUUGCAACUGUGGCAUGCAUCAGACCAGUUCUGGAAGUCUGGUUUUAUAGUGAGGGGCAUUGAAGUUCGACCAUCAGUAAAUGAAGGAUAAGAAAGCUACCUGUUGAGUCUUACUAUAUCAUCCCAUGUCUUUACUGGCCGGCGUUGUGUUGUCUUAUUAUUUUCUGCAUUCUGGCAUAUUUCAGUUUGUCCGACCAUUAUUAUAUUUCUAAUAAGUACGAAUAUGUGUGUUGUGACACUUAUUUAUGUUCAUGCUUUUGAGUAUACGUUUAGAACUAUGCAAUGUUCCGCUGCUAGUUGACUUUGAAUAAGUGUAGUGAUCGAGUGACAGAGUUGCAUGUUAUAUUAUGUUCUACUUUCUCGGCU